UGUCGCGAGAUUUCCAGGUCCUCCACCUCCUUCGCCUCUCCCUUUGCUGCCGCCUUAACCCGGGACCCGGACUCAGCCGCUCCCCUAUCCGAACACCAACCCCGGCUCCACUGAAGCCCCGGUCCCCCAACCCUGCCUCGCCGCCGCCAUGGCGGACCCUAAAUACGCCGACCUUCCCGGCAUUGCCAGGAACGAGCCAGAUGUUUAUGAAACCCACGACCUUCCUGAGGAUGAUCAAGCCGAAUUUGAUGCGUUUGCACAAGAGCUGGAGGAGCUGACGAGCACAAGUGUGGAGCACAUCAUUGUCAAUCCCAACGCUGCCUACGACAAGUUCAAGGACAAGAGAGUGGGGACAAAGGGACUUGAUUUCUCAGAUCGUAUUGGAAAAACCAAGAGGACGGGAUAUGAAUCUGGCGAUUAUGAGAUGCUUGGAGAGGGCCUGGGAGUAAAGGAGACACCCCAGCAAAAGUACCAGCGACUACUGCAUGAGGUCCAAGAGCUGACAACUGAAGUUGAGCAAAUCAAAACAACAGUGAAGGAGUCGGCCGCUGAGGAGAAGCUGACCCCUGUGGUGCUGGCUAAGCAGCUGGCAGCCCUAAAGCAGCAGCUGGUUGCUUCCCACCUAGAGAAGCUGCUGGGACCAGAGGCUGCCAUCAACCUCACUGACCCCGAUGGGGCUCUGGCUAAGCGCCUGCUGCUGCAGCUGGAAGCAACAAAGAACAGCAAAGGAGCUGGCUCAGGGGGAAAGACUGCUGGCGGGGCCCUUCCAGAGAGUAGCCUUGUUACGUAUGAACUUCAUUCUCGGCCUGAGCAGGACAAGUUCUCUCAGGCUGCCAAAGUUGCAGAACUUGAGAAGCGUCUGACAGAGCUGGAAGCAGCUGUACGCUGUGAUCAGGAUGCUCAGAACCCCCUUUCUGCAGGUCUACAGGGAGCCUGUCUUAUGGAGACGGUGGAGUUGUUGCAAGCAAAGGUGAACGCCCUGGACCUUGCAGUUUUGGACCAAGUGGAGGCCCGGCUGCAGAGUGUCCUGGGAAAGGUGAAUGAGAUUGCCAAGCAUAAAGCCUCUGUGGAGGAUGCAGACACACAAAGCAAGGUGCACCAGCUCUAUGAAACCGUACAGCGCUGGAGCCCUCUCGCCUCCACCCUUCCUGAGUUGGUGCAGAGACUCGUCUCCAUCAAGCAGUUGCAUGAGCAAGCCAUGCAGUUUGGUCAACUUCUGACACACUUGGACACCACCCAGCAGCUGAUUGCUAGUUCCCUCAAGGACAACACCUCUCUUCUGACACAGGUGCAGACCACCAUGCGUGAAAACCUGGCCACAGUUGAGGGGAACGUUGCCAGCAUUGACGAGCGGAUGAAGAAGCUGGGAAAGUGAGCACCUUUGGGAGAAGGGGACCAUGACGAGUCCCAAUCCCUGUGACCUCAGUUAACAGCGUCCGUAGGGCUGUCCCAGCAGUGGUUUCCUUAUAACUCUAACUCUCCCAUCCUCAUCUCAUUUGAUACUUGGGGGCAAGGGGUUCUUCUUGCAUGUGGGGUGUGUACUCCUCCCCUAUUGAAUACAGAAUGGUAAUUGGUUGAUAUUUGAUAGUGGUCUCCCCAUGGGCCCCAGGAAUGAGGUUGUGGGUCCAGCCCACGCCAGCUCCUGUCCACUAUGCCUGGUGUAGGGAAGGGUUGGGUCCUGUCCUCCAGCACAGCUUCUGUGGCCGAUUGUACAGAUGUUUCCAACUAUUAAAUGCUGUUGUACUCUG
This is a messenger RNA of Echinops telfairi (small Madagascar hedgehog), 1748 nucleotides long. RefSeq names its product dynactin subunit 2 (gene DCTN2). Gene Ontology annotation, cellular component: dynactin complex; centrosome; cytoplasm. The coding region runs from base 149 to 1375 and encodes 408 amino acids. Gene Ontology annotation, biological process: mitotic spindle organization. The transcript is spliced from 16 exons. Lineage: Eukaryota; Metazoa; Chordata; Mammalia; Afrosoricida; Tenrecidae. The record is from RefSeq and is a predicted model, not a curated record.